Chelonia mydas (Green sea turtle) is the source of this 6680-nucleotide messenger RNA. RefSeq names its product gamma-aminobutyric acid type A receptor subunit gamma3 (gene GABRG3). Gene Ontology annotation, cellular component: dendrite membrane; GABA-A receptor complex; postsynapse. Lineage: Eukaryota; Metazoa; Chordata; Testudines; Cheloniidae. The record is from RefSeq and is a predicted model, not a curated record. Gene Ontology annotation, molecular function: inhibitory extracellular ligand-gated monoatomic ion channel activity; benzodiazepine receptor activity; GABA-A receptor activity. The coding region runs from base 457 to 1827 and encodes 456 amino acids. The transcript is spliced from 10 exons. Gene Ontology annotation, biological process: regulation of postsynaptic membrane potential; signal transduction; synaptic transmission, GABAergic.
UCUCCACUGGGGCGCUACUGCCCCCCGCCCCCGCCCCCCGCCUGCUGUCCUGGUGGUGCCUGGUCUCGCUCGCCGCUCCCCACGGAAGGUGCCUGGCUAAUACACCUCUGACAAGCAGGAGGGGCCGCUACCUUAUUCCAGCCCAGUGACUGCCAGCGAGGGGAAGUGCUGGAGCUCCCCAGCACCUGCCCGCCCGUGGAGCUGGCUUUGCCCUGGGAGCUGGGAGAGUCUCCUUGGGUGUGUGGCUUUGGGUUUUUGGAGCAGUGCAAAGGGGAUAUUCACCCCCCCCCACACACACACACACGCACACACACUCCCUCCCCCGGGCUAGAGCUGGGAAUACAACAGGAGAGCGAGAGAAUCCGAGCGGUAUCCCAUCCCAUCGCCUCAUUAUUUUGCGUGUGAACGUCCGGCAACAUUUAUUCCGUCCUGCUGCACCUGGUACCUGCUCGGAUCAUGUCAGCAAAGCUUCUGGUGCUUUUCUUCCUCCUGGCAGUGUUUCAAGCCUGUUCCAGAAAGGUUGAAGAGGAUGAAUAUGAAGAUGUAACAGGCAACCAGAAAUGGGUAUUAGCUCCAAAAACUCAAGACACAGAUGCGACUCUCAUAUUAAACAAGUUGCUGAGGGAAUAUGACAAAAAGCUACGGCCAGACAUUGGAAUAAAACCAACAGUUAUUGAUGUUGACAUUUAUGUUAACAGCAUUGGCCCAGUGUCAUCAAUAAAUAUGGAAUACCAAAUUGAUAUAUUUUUUGCUCAGACGUGGACAGACAGCCGCCUUCGAUUCAACAGCACCGUGAAAAUACUGACUCUAAACAGCAAUAUGGUUGGAUUGAUAUGGAUACCAGACACUAUCUUCCGAAAUUCUAAAACAGCAGAAGCUCAUUGGAUCACUACACCCAAUCAGCUUCUGAGAAUAUGGAAUGAUGGGAAAAUCUUGUAUACUUUAAGACUCACCAUCAAUGCAGAAUGCCAGCUGCAGCUACAUAAUUUCCCAAUGGAUGAACAUUCUUGCCCGUUGAUAUUCUCUAGUUAUGGCUAUCCUAAAGAAGAAAUGGUUUACAGAUGGAGGAAAAACUCAGUAGAAGCUGCAGACCAGAAAUCUUGGAGACUCUAUCAGUUUGACUUCAUGGGUCUCAGAAAUACUUCAGAAAUUGUGAAAACCUCUGCAGGUGAUUACAUAGUCAUGACGAUAUACUUCGAUUUAAGUAGAAGAAUGGGAUACUUCACUAUUCAAACAUACAUACCCUGCAUCUUAACAGUUGUGUUAUCCUGGGUAUCGUUCUGGAUUAAAAAAGAUGCCACACCAGCAAGAACAGCACUAGGUAUUACCACUGUAUUGACCAUGACAACAUUGAGUACCAUUGCAAGAAAGUCUUUACCCCGUGUCUCCUACGUCACUGCCAUGGAUCUGUUUGUGACUGUAUGCUUUUUAUUUGUCUUUGCUGCUCUGAUGGAGUACGCAACCCUCAACUACUACUCAAGCUGCAGGAAGCCAAACUGUACUAAGAAGAAAAAGUCGCUACCUGAUGUCAGUUUUGGUCACAUGAUGAACUAUUCUGUACUUGAUAUAAGACCACCGCCUACAGUCAUCACAUUGAACAAUGCCAUGUACUGGCAAGAAUUUGAAGACACUUGUGUCUAUGAGUGUCUGGACGGAAAAGACUGCCAGAGCUUUUUCUGCUGUUAUGAAGAAUGUAAAUCUGGCUCAUGGAGGAGAGGACGGAUUCACAUAGACAUCUUAGAACUGGACUCCUAUUCCAGAGUCUUUUUUCCAACAUCGUUCCUGCUGUUUAACCUGGUCUACUGGGUUGGAUACCUCUAUCUUUAAGUGUUGCCGGUUGUGAUGAAGACUACUGUGUUUUCACACUUCUUGGGAUAGUGAACAUGAAAAAGUGAAGGAGGACAUGGUCAGUUUCAUCUCAAAUUAUAGAGGCCAUGUUACCUUUUAUCAUCACAGUAAUCAGUGAAGGAUUUUAAUAUGUAGUUGCCUGAAAAAGAAAAACCUUGAAGAAUUCUCCUGACUGCUAUUCAUUUUAAAUACAAGAUUCUUACUAAAUUCAACUAAAUUUAUAGUGUAAGCAAUGUUUAUUAAUAAUUCUAAUAUAAUGGAACCUUUACUGUUCUCCCGUGGCAUUGAAAGCUAGACAGCAUUCAAGCAAGAAACAGAGGUCAAACAUUUGAUAUGGGUUCUUCAUUCUUAUGUCCCUUUCAAAGUCUCCCCCAUUCCCUGGGGCUCAACGCAACACCCACUGGUGCUGGUUAGCCAUGAUGCAACUAGAGAUGUCUAAGUCCAGACCAACCCAAGCCACCUGCUUUUAUUGAGACCUGUUGCUGGGAGAUCUUGUCUUAGUUGUCUCUUUGCAUGGGAGAAAUCACUAUAAAAUAAAGACAGUUUCUCCGAUCCCAUCAAACCAUGUAAGGUCUCUUCUGCUGCAAAGCUAUGGGAUUCAUAGGCUUAGCCCCCUUUCUGCACACGUUAAUUUUAAUUUGAGGUGAAAAGUCUGAUUUACAGGAAUGCUCAGAGUUUGAUAACGUCAAAGAUAUCUGCCUAUAUCUGAAGUAGCUGCAAGUAUUACUUGUAGAGCAUUUCAGAGCUUUUUUUAAAAAAAUAACUGAUCAAACAUAGCAGGAUGGUACGUGAUUUCUGGGAUAGUUUACUUGCAACUGGACAAGACUUCUGCUUGUUUGUGAUAUUGUAGCAGACUAUAGCUGAUAGGACAUAUGUAAGAUUUACUACUUAAUAGCACUAGAGGUAUGUGAUUUUCUGCAGAUUACAAUUUAAUGCAAAGUUCACCCAUGCAUUUUUCUUCCCCUCCCUUCCCCCUUUAAGUGUUUUCAUAGAGUGGAGAAAAAAUAAAUGUAUUCUGUUGCUAUAGAGCUAAAUCUUGAAGUACUUAAUUACAGAAGAUUCCCACUGAAGUCAAUGGGAGUCUUGUCUGAGUUAAGGACUGAAAAAUUUUGACCUAUAUAGUUCAGUAUAAGAGUUUGCGUACGUCAACACUGGAUUUAAAUCAAAACAGAUAUUGGACACAGAAAAGACUAGGGGAUUUUUUUUUUAACAAUCAAAUAGAUUUUAACUUGGAAAAGCAUUUUGUAUUUUUGGAACAUGUUUCACAAAUUAAAUUAUUGAGAAUUGUCCAUUUUGCAACAUUUUAAAUAUUUCUACAGUGUUAAGAAACUCUUACUUUUUCAGCAAACCCUCGGUAAAUAUUACUAAGCCAACAGAACUCACAUUCUCUACCAAAACCAAAUAGCAAUGAGUUUUCAGUGCUCUUUGGUUGAAAAAUAGCCACAUAAAGUAAUGAGUGUAUUAGACUCUUAGAUUAAAAUGUGAGUCUCGCCCAUGUGUAUUUGAAAAUAAUGUACAGUAGAUAUAAUUCCUGUCCUCAAAUGGAAACAAAGGUAAAAUCCCACAAACAUACAUGGUAAUACCAUGGUAACUACAAGGAACAGUAAUUUAGUCAUGUUCUUGGAAACACCAAUGAAUCUCAGUGCUGCUUCUCUCUGUUUUCAGAGUGUUUUUAAUUAAACAAAUAGCUCACAAGAAACCUAAAAGUAGCUUUUCAAAAUAUUAUUUCUGGUAUCAUAAAAAUACGGCCAAGUCAAAUGAUAACAGAAAAAGGAAGCUGGAUAUAGAAGAACUCUUGCAUGUUUGGCUCCUGUGAAACAGAAGUACUGAACAAGAAUUCCUCUCCUUUGGAGAGAAAACAAAAUGUUUUUAGCCAGAUCAGGACCUCAUUUUACUGAAGUCUAUCCUACCCAUCUUCUGCAAUAAACUAAAACAAAUACUCAUCUGACCCAAAAGAUCAACACAUAUUUGUAAUGAUACCACAUUUCCUUUGUAGCUCACUAUUACAAUGUAAACCUUCUGCGUGUUUAUGUUUAAUUGUGAGUUCCCUGCAUUGGGUCAGAGCUGUCAUCUAAGCAAUAUGGGUGGUAGACUUACGAAGCGAGGUAAAGCUAAAUAUUCAGGACUAAAAACAAGUGAGUCGAUGCUCUGAUAAGAGCCACCCAUUAUAAACCUAAAUAAGAGAACAGAUCCAUUUAUCUUCUUGGGCGCUGAUCCUGGAAACCCUCUGCACACAGAACACCAAUUGACUUCAGUGGGAGUGUUCUAGACAAAGAGGGCUGCUUGCAUCAUUAGUCCUUUGAUUGAUAAAGUGUUGUUUAUUAAGUAAUUAUAUUUGUAGAUGAGCUCCCUUAGAGUGUCUGUGGAAAUGGAAUAUUCCAUUUUUAGACUAUGUGCACAUACUGUGGUUGAGCUUCUACUCAUUAUCUCAAUAAUACUUAGUCCUGCCUUGAGUGAAGGGGACUGAACUAGAAGACCUCUCGAGGUCCCUUCCUGUCCCAUGCUUCUAUAAUUGCUCCGCAACUCAGCAAAAAAGCACACAGUAUCCUCAGGUUCUUCCUUGGAAGAUGAAUUCUACUAGAAGUCUGAUUAUAUUGCCUCUGUUUUAUGAGUAUUGACACAAACAGACGUUGAGAACAUUAAAAACUUUGCUCUUCCCCAUCCUGUGCAACAGCAAAGCACCAAACCAAAACUCAGCCUCUGUAUAACUAAAGGUGCACUUCGGUGGUUGUUCUUGGAUAAGUGCAAACCCCACCCCAUGUAUGUACCCACACACCCGUCUCUGUCCCAGUUCAGUGUGACUGUGGCAAAAUAACCCCUGCCACAAUUUUAUGUUCAUCUUCCUUAGCCUUAUAGAACUGCAAUUUCACAGCAACAACUCCAGUACUGAUAUACUGAGGCGAGUCAUAAUUUCAAUAUACACUGAACAGAAGCUUGCAGGUGCAACCUUCACUUGCUACUGCUCUUAUCUAUUGAUGGCUGUGUGAAAUAUGUUCCUCUUUAACUGGGCUAUGCUGCUGUCUCUAAUUUUGGUCAUUUGAGCUUCAGUGCAGUAAACUGUAGAUAAGGUAGGCAGCUGUGAGACACUAGGUUCUGGAGUGUGUUUUUAUAGUCAUUGCCCCUGGAAUUGUUGCUAGCUUCCAUGGCUUACUCUGUCUGCUUCAGUGCUUAAUAUUCUGGUGGCAGUUAAGCCACUGUUGGACUGAGGCAAGGUCAGUCUACUGGGCUCGGCAUAAUUCAAAAUACAAUUAUUUGCAUCAUCUCUUUGUCCUACCUAUAUCCCCAGAGAAAAUGGUACUGCAUAUGAAAUCUGUGUGCUAAACCCUUUUGUUGUACUAAGGAAUUUCCAUACCCAUGUUAAGUGAUAUGAAAAUCAUAUAUCACCCAUGGUUUGUUUGGCUCCUUUAUGAGCAAAAAGGUAGCUCAACGCUUUUCUGGGGUGUCACAACCCAAAUUUAUCAAUCUACUUUUUAAUACUUGAGAACAUUCCAUCCCUAAUAAGCUUUGUUGCAGGCAUUAAGACAAAAAGACUUAUCCACGUCUUGGUUGUGCAAAAAUCUGAAAAGCAAGAGAGUUAAUGAUGUUGAUUCACACUUACCCAGUUUCAGUCUUAGUGAUAACAUUUAUAGUACCGUAAUGAAUAAAAAGGUUUUAAAUAUGACUGGCCAGUAAAAGCAAUGCAGAUACAUUUCUAUGGAAAAAUCAAUAGACAACCUUUAUUGUUUUAACUUGACAUAGCUGUUUGAAAUAACAGCCAAGGUCCCUUGUCCUUUUGCUUCAUUACUCAGUGAGAUAAUACAUUUAACACACCAAGAAGAAGAAUGUGCAAAAAUAAAACCUUUCAUUUACUGUAGAUUUACUUCAAUUGGGAGCUGAGAAGUGUUUUAUUGCAUUAAGGAGAGCGCUUCUAGUGCACUUGGAAUUUUAUAAAAACACUCAGCUUAAUACAGAAGCUAUCAAUUCUCAGUUAUUCCGACCUUGAAUCCUAAUGUACAGCAAGCUCCUUGGUUUUGGUUUCCUCUUUAAAAAAAGAGAUAAGUUCUAUACAUUCUUCCAGACAAGUUUAUUUUACCCUAGGAGCAGUAAUGUGCAGCUAAUGCCUUUGAUUACAAAACUACACUAAUGCAUCAAUAUAAAUAUGGCCUACAUCAAAGGGUUCCCCCAACCACUAGCAUUACAGAAAUAUUUUUCUUCUGCCAACAAAGUAGAAUUCUGGAGUUUGCCUGGACAAUCCUGUCUUAGUAAGAAAAGGCUGCAGUAUUCGUAACGUUAUAUUACUUUCAGAAACGGUGCAAGCACAAAAUCAGUUAUUUUUCAUUUAAUUAAUUGCUUAUGGCAAAGUCUACAUGCCUGUUAUAGUGCCUUUUGCGUUUCUUGGUAUUUCAGGAUAUAUGGAUAUCCUUGCAGCUGGGAAGAAUGACAAUAACAUGGCCUUCAGCACUCCAGCCGUGAGAAAUAUUCCCUGAGCAUUGUAGUAUAUGUUGUGUAUUUUAACUUGCUUUGACUUGUGUCUCAAGCAGUUUUGCUAACUCAUCAUCUUUCGUUUUCAAGCAUUACACAGAUUCCUGAAUCUGUAAACAGUGUAGAAACUUCAGAAGUGUUUCAACCAAUCAAACAGCCUCCUUUCUUCAUCAUUUCAGAUUCAUUUAGCAUUCUUUCCUUCUCUAGAAGGUGCAGUUAUGAGAUAAGAGCUAUACCACCGCAGAACUCAUGUUUAUCUCAGCACUGCUGACUUCCCAAAUGGCCAGUUCAAAUGGGCAGAGGAUGAACAAUAAUUUAGAAAUACAUUCCCGAAUGAAAAGGAGUACUUGUGGCACCUUAGAUCGGAUCCG